This is a messenger RNA of Acomys russatus (golden spiny mouse), 747 nucleotides long. RefSeq names its product granzyme G-like. Gene Ontology annotation, molecular function: serine-type endopeptidase activity. Lineage: Eukaryota; Metazoa; Chordata; Mammalia; Rodentia; Muridae. Gene Ontology annotation, cellular component: cytoplasm; intracellular membrane-bounded organelle. The transcript is spliced from 5 exons. Bases 1 to 747 code for a protein of 248 amino acids. The record is from RefSeq and is a predicted model, not a curated record. Gene Ontology annotation, biological process: proteolysis.
AUGGCACCAGUGUUGAUUCUCCUGGCCUUUCUCAUGCCCCUUGGAGCUCAUGCAGAGGAGAUCAUCGGGGGCCAUGAGGUCAAGCCCCACUCCUGCCCAUACAUGGCAUUUGUUAGGUCUGUGCAUAGUGAUGGGAAAAGGAGUCGCUGCGGAGGCUUCCUGGUGCAAGACAACUUCGUGCUGACAGCUGCUAACUGCAGGGGAAGAUCAAUGAAAGUCGUGCUGGGAGCCCACAAUAUUAAGAUACAGGAACAGACCCAGCAGAUCAUCCCUGUGGCAAAAGUCAUUCCCCACCCCAACUAUAAUUCUAAGGACAAGAUCAAUGACAUCAUGCUGUUAAAGCUGGAGAGAAAGGCCAAGAGGACUAAAGCUGUGGAUUUCCUCAAGUUUCCCAGGGCGAAGGCCAGGGUUUGGCCAGGGAAGAAGUGCCAUGUGGCUGGCUGGGGGAUAUCAUCCUUCAAUGCUACUAAAGCAUCUGACCUCCUACAAGAGGCUGAACUGAGAAUUCAGGUGGACCAGCAAUGCCAGAAAACCUUUUAUAACUAUUCCAGGAAAACAGAGAUAUGUGCUGGAGACACCAAAAAACUACAGCUUGCUUCCAUGGGUGACUCUGGUGGACCCCUCAUAUGUAAUGCAAGACCCUAUGGAGUUUUAUCCUCUGUGAAUUUGGAGAGCACCACUCUAGCCAUAUUCACUAAAAUCUCCCCCUUCUUGCCUUGGAUAAGAAGAACCAUGAGGCUCCCCUAG